AUGAAGGUCCGUUUCGACUCUAGAGAAAAAGGAAAAUAUUAUUUUUAAGUUAGUUUAACAAUUAUUUUCUCUCUUUUUCUAAUUUCCUUUCUUUCAUCAGCUCUCAAGUACUUUCUGAAACUAUUAGAAAUCAGCAAUAACAAAUUUCAUUCCGACCUUGCAAAAAAGUGCGCCGCACCUUUGCAUGAUCGCUGAACACAUGCCACGCCCCUUUGUUUUCCGCCGAGAAAUUUUGUUGUUUAUUUCGCAACAGACGUGAUGUCACUCUCCCGCUUGUGUUAAUGCUUUUACCAAUCACUCGUGAACCUUUCUAGAACAUUUAUAUCAAUAGGAUCAAUUAUUUUCGUCUCAUUAGUUCGCUGUGAAUUUAUUUUUAAUUCAACUUUUUUUUUCCAGAUGAACGGGAAUCUACGGAUUCCUCCUGUAAAAACGUUCCCUUCAAGCACCGAUGAAACACGGCGAAUCGUGUCUGAAAAUCAGCCGAAUUUUUUCACCGGUCUCCUUGUGAAUGUUGGUUUUUCUCUCAUUUCUCUAAAAUCUAAACAAUUUUUCCAGUUUUCGAAGAAGAUAUUAUUCAACGACGCGAAAAAUAUCGCAAUUUUCUACCUAGUUUUCCUGUCAGCUUUGGCGUUCUUAGAAAGCCUUUAUGAGUUUGACGGAACCUUUUUCUUGGUUCAGGUUUUCCCUCCUUUGAUUAUGUUUUUUAAAGUUAUUUUUUUCAGAAGAAUAAUUUUGUAAAUCAAUAUGGAGUGAAGAUUGGAUGGUUCUGGACGUUGGCGAUCGUUGGACCCUUUAUUUGGUUGGUUUUUUACACAAAUUACAUGGAAAAUGAGGAUUAUUAAUGAUUUUUUUUUCAGGUUUUCUUCGAAAGCCCACAACAAGAAAGAUAGUCGGGAUCAGCCUUUAAUCGAUAUCGCUCGGUUGGGUGUAGCCACAGCUUGUUGGUAUGGAGCCACGAAUUUGUGAGUUUUGAUAGUUUUGAAUACUUUUAAGGCGCAAAUGAAGAAAAUUUCAGAAAUUGGAAAAUUUGACUAUUUUUUUCAGCUUCUUUAUUCAAGUUCCCGUUCAUAAACAGCAUUUUCAAGUGUUGAUAUUUCUGAAACUUGAAAAAGGGUCAUAUUUCUAAACAAAAAUAAAAUUUCCAAUUUUUUUAAAGCAUAUUUUCCUAUAAGUUUACGAUUAAUUCAGCUUAAAAAAAAAUUUUUUUCUUCACCAAAUUUUUCCAGUAAUAAGCUUUUAGGGUAUUAAUUUCAUAUAGAACUUCAAAAAAAAAUUAAGAUGCUUAAAUUUCCGCACCAAAAACUAGUGUUUUUCAAGCCAACCUGCGUCUUUGAAAAAAAUUUCUCGAUAUCUGGUUUUAUAAGGUUUUUUUUUUUGGAUUAUUGUCUACUAUUUUUUAUUUUUUUUAGUGCUUCUGUAGGCGAAGAAAUCUUCCACGACCCAAAAAAACACAAAAAUCGGCUCUUCGUCUUGAAAAUAUUUUUUGAAGUCACUCCAUGCUCCUUUAAACUUUUUAGUAAAGUUUUUCAGAGUUUGUAUAAUUAGUUUAUCGCUUUGAAAAAAUUACCAAUUUUUUUCGCUUUUUCAUUAAUUAUAAGGUUAAUUUAGUUUUACCUUUCUCCCUUCAUAAUUUUCUGCCUUCAAAAAAGAAACUCAUAUUUUUCAAGGUUCCGCUACAUACACGAGUUGACGUCGCACUGCACUUCGGGACUCAGUUUUUCGCUCCAAAAAUGCGAAGUCGAGGGCGGAGACUGGAUCCACGGCUGGGACUUUUCCGGGCACUGUUUCCUCAUGCUCUACAGCAUCCUUGUCCUCACUGAAGAGGUUUUUUUUUGGAAAAUAAUUAAGUUUAUUCACGUUUGUAUUGAAAAAUUUUCCAGUGGAAGUAUUAAAUUUAAAAGAAAAGAAAAAAAAAAGUUUUUUUUCGAAUUUCCUCCGGGAGUAGCUCAUUUUUUUCUAGAUUUUUUUGAAAGGGUUUCCUGCAUCUUCAAUAUUUUUUUGAGAAUAUUAAAUUUUUUUAAGCUAUUAUUUUUUUGAAUUAUAUUUUUUUCAGAGGGCUUCCUAGGUACUAUCUACAGUAAAUUAUUGAAAAAUCUUUUUUUUUUUUGGAAGAAAAAUUUGAUAUAAGAACGAGAAAAAAAUGCCUUGUAUAUUUUAAAAGGGUCAUUUUUCUUAUUCAGAUUUAAAAAUUUCACAACAAUUUUUGGCAAAAGUCCCGAAAGAUUUCAGAAAAAUCGGUUUCUAUUCUUGUGUAGCUUUCAUAAAUUUCGUCCCUAGGGCCUAAAAAAUAUUAAGAAUAAAAGAUGGAAAAAAAGAUUUUUAAGAUUCGAAGUAGAUAAGGAAGGAAAGAAACCCAAGAUGCAAAAAUUUGAAAAAAAAACCAGCUUUUCCUAGAAUUUUGCAGAUUUACCUGUUUUAAAAGUAACUUUUUUCCGGUUUUUAUACUUUUAGGAUGUAUUUUUAUAUAUUCAUUCCUUUUUCCUAGGCUUCCGCAUUCCGAAACUACCAAAAAGUGACGGACGAAGUUUUGCCGACCAACGAAGAUUGGGAGGACCACCGAAAAAUCACCCGAAUCAUCAACUUUUUCUUCGUCGCCAUGGGCGUCUUGCACGUCCUUUGGGUUCGUUUAUGAUCGAUUUUCACUGAUUUAUCGAUUUUUUUUUGCAGUUCAAACAGCUCAUGAUCUCGGUCAUCUACUACCACACCUGGGUUGAAGAGGUUCGUUGGUUUUUAACUGGAAAAAAAAAGAAACAAAAAAAAAUUUUUCAAGGCUCCCGAUUUUAAAAAAAAAACCUUUUUUUAUUAGUUUAUGUGCUAUUAGUUGCUUGUAUAAAAUUUCAAAGAGGUUUUCUGGAUUCUAUAAGUUUUUAUCAAAUUUUGUAAUCGAAAAAAAUGAAGCUUUUCCGAAAAUUAUAUUGGCGAUUACUUCGUUAAAAAAAGCUGAAAAAAAUAAUAUAGCUUCAUUUUUGAUAGUUUUAAUAUCAAAAAAACUGCGAGAAUUUGAUGAUUCCUUCGAAAAAUAAAUACCUUUGAAAAAAAUUGAAGCUUUUAAAAAAAUUAAGUCAACCUCUUUUUUUCUGCCAAAAUAACUUUAAUUUUUGGUAGGAAUUUCGAUUUUAUUCCCUUUUUAAGGUUUUUUUGGAUAGUUUCGAAACAAAACCAAAAAAAUUUUUUUAUUCAAUUUUUUUCAAAAAAAUGAGAACUUCUUGGGUGGAAUAAUUGUUAUAUUCUUUUUGAAGUUUGUUCCUAAUAUUUUUUUAGGCCAUUUUUUUAAUUUUUUUCAUGAUGUUUUUAUUUUUUUAAUCGAACAAGUUAUAUUACACUGAAAAAUUUUUGAAAGUCAAUUUUUGAACAUGGAAAAAAAUUUAUUUUUCAACGCCAAAAAGUCAUUAAAGAUCAGCUUCAAAUGUUGAUUUUUUUCAGUUUUGAAAUUUUUUUAGAUCUUUUUAAUUUUUGAUAAUUAUAAGAAAGACUUAUUCUGAUAGUUUUCAGGCAAUUUUAAAAAUUUUUUUAAUGGUAUCUUAUUUCCAAUCGAAUGUAGAAAAAAAUUAAUUUUUUUGGCCGAUUCCCGCCGAAAUUCAUCAAGAAUUGGCUAUAAAAGUCAAUUUUUUUGCAUUUUGAAGGGUUUUUUUAACCAUUUAUAUUCUUUAUUUAAAGGAGAAAACUUUUUUCCGAUGUUCUAUGGUAUUCUAUUUCAGUUGAAUAAGAAAUAAAUCAAUUUUUUCCACUUUAAAAUCGAAAUUCCCGCCAAAAUUAAUCAAAAAUUGGCUGUAAAAUUCGAUUUUUUGCAGUUUGAAGGAUUUUUAACCACGUACAUGCUUUAUUCCAAAGAGAAAAACUUUUUUUGGUGUUUUAAGGUAUUUUAUUUCAGUUGAAUGAAAAAUUUCCAAUUCAAAAUCUUAAUUCCCGCCGAAAUUCAUCAAAAAAUUGGCUGUAAUAUUUGAUUUUCUUGCAGUUCGGAGGAGCCUUGACGGCGGUGGCCUGCUGGUACCUUACCUACCGGGUUUUGUAUCCCGCGGGAUUCCUGCAAAGUCCCAUCGAUCGGUCCAAAACCAGCAAGCGCGUCUCCAACGUCAAACGGCGCUGA
Molecule: messenger RNA, 4087 nt
Organism: Caenorhabditis auriculariae
Lineage: Eukaryota; Metazoa; Nematoda; Chromadorea; Rhabditida; Rhabditidae
Source: the annotation of a GenBank genome assembly